UCCUCGGGCAGAGCAUGCAAUCAGUUUGCAGAGAGCAGCCGCAGCCACAGGAAAGAUGCAGAAGCACAACCAGAAGGAACACCUCUACAAGCUGCUGGUGAUCGGGGACCUGGGAGUGGGCAAAACCAGCAUCAUCAAGCGUUAUGUCCACCAGAACUUCUCCCCACACUACAGGGCCACCAUCGGGGUGGACUUUGCUUUGAAGGUGCUGAACUGGGAUGCUGAGACUGUGGUACGGCUGCAGCUCUGGGAUAUUGCAGGACAGGAAAGAUUUGGAAACAUGACCAGGGUGUAUUACAGAGAAGCUAUGGGGGCGUUUAUUGUCUUUGAUGUUACAAGACCUGCAACGUUUGAAGCAGUGACAAAAUGGAAAGAGGACUUGGACUCUAAGUUGGUUCUUCCAAAUGGCAAACCUGUGCCAGUAGUCCUUUUAGCAAACAAAUGUGACCAGGGAAUAGAUGUUCUUAUCAACAACGGCAUCAAGAUGGAUCAGUUCUGCAAAGAGAACGGGUUCGUGGGCUGGUUUGAAACAUCAGCCAAGGAAAAUAUAAACAUCAAUGAAGCGUCGAGAUGCUUGGUGAAACACAUAAUUGCUAGUGAGAGUGAUCCAGUUCAGUCUGUUGAACCAGAUAUUAUAAAACCACACUUGAAUUCCUCCAAGAUUGUCAGUUGUUCAGCUUGCUUUAAAUCCUAAGAGACUUCCAGGCAAGAGCUGAACAACUAUGAUUCACAAUUUAUACUUUAUUCAAAGAAACCAGCCUGCCCACAUUUUCCCUAAGCAGAUUGCCAUUUUCUUUAAAAUAUAUUUAAAUUUUACCUUUCUUUUUUCAGCUAAAAUUUAUUAUGAGAUAUUCAUUGAUAGUAACUGUUCAAAACUCUCUUUAGCUGUUGGUCAAACAAGACUCAUAUCAAACCCUAUUUCUUUGCCAUGUGGUUUCUGAAAACUGUUAUUUGUGAUGUGACUGUGGCAGCACCUUAAUUGUCCAUUGAUUUCCAGGGUGUUUUCUCAAUAUCUUGACCAAGGAAAUGUCAUCAUUGCAUUCUUUGUCACCCCUCAAACUUGAACGAUCUUGUUUCAUAUGAGGAAGGUGAUGAUGAAAACAAAGUUGAGCUGUUCAGAAAGAGAUACCAAGAAUGCUCACAGUUAAAUAUUCCCAUUGCAAUUUCAGUCUCCUUGAUGCAG
Messenger RNA from Pseudopodoces humilis (Tibetan ground-tit), 1183 nucleotides. It is a transcript of the gene RAB38, whose product is annotated as RAB38, member RAS oncogene family. Lineage: Eukaryota; Metazoa; Chordata; Aves; Passeriformes; Paridae. Gene Ontology annotation, cellular component: lysosome; Golgi apparatus; phagocytic vesicle. Gene Ontology annotation, biological process: phagosome-lysosome fusion; endosome to lysosome transport. The record is from RefSeq and is a predicted model, not a curated record. Gene Ontology annotation, molecular function: GTP binding; GTPase activity.